UGUUCCUUAAGCCUAUCCCUCACUCAAGAUUUGAGGCUGUUAAAACGAUGAAGUGUAGAUUUGGUUCUGUUUUCGUGAUUCUUGUGCUUUUAACAAUCGCGCGGAGUCGAAAAAUAUAUUCAGGAAAAGAAAUCGACUUGAAACGUUUAUGCGGAGUAUGGUAUCUCACACUUGGUGUAAAUACCUGGGACUGGAAUGUUUUGUGGGGAUGUCACCUCAUGGUACCUUUCAAUACAACAGAGAACGAUAUGAAUGUUUACUCAUACAAAUAUCCCAAGAACAAAUUAGAUGCUCAUGUUUCAAUCAUCGAUGAUGUGAGGCGGGACUCUUUGGGUUAUUAUUGGAUAUAUUCACAAACGGAUGGUCAAUCACAAAGAAGAUCAGGCAUCAAUAUUGAAUCCUCUCAAGUCCAAGAUAAACAAUGGUAUCAUUCUCAUCGACAUCGCUUCUAUACAAACUACGAGACCUAUCUCUGUGUGCUGUCGUCUGCAAGCGAUGGUCAGAAAAUUUUGCAAUGUUUCACCCGGACUCCAUCGUUAUCUGGCGAGGAGAUUUCCAAGUUGACGUCGUUUGCAACUGAACAAGGAAUCGACGCAGCGACGUUAACUACCUUCGGAUGUGGAGAUCUGGUUCCGUCAGACUAUUUGUUGGGUUAACAAUAUUAUUAGCAUUUUUGUGCAAUGUCGUUUUAGUUGUAAUUAUUCAGAAGUGGUCUUAAAUCUUUAUAAAACAAAAACACCGAUUAUACAAGUAUAAAAUUUGUUGUGAUUUAUCAAAAAUUUGAUUCUUGACAUAUUAGGUGGGAACAUUCAAACCGUUUCUUCUUAAUGCAUAAUCACACAAAAAAUAUUUUUCUUGAAAUUGAUUUCAUCAUUGUUUGAAAUAAAAGAUCUUCAAGAUCUAUACUAUCGCAAUCAGUUAUUGGAGACGUCUUGGUUCAAAUUUGUAAAAGCUUCCGGCUUGCCACAAUGGAGAUAGUUUUGCAAUUGACUGUAGAAUCAUAUUUAUUUCGCACAAAAUAUGACGAAGUCGUCAUAUUCAGCUUAUGAUGAGUUAUGAUGAUAUGAACAGAACAAUAUUAACAGAUAGAUAUAUAGUUGCUUUUCUUCUCGAGACAUAACAUAAUGGGCGAUUAAUGAUGUCGUAAUCUUGUGAUGUGACCUUGUAUCAUUUAGGCAAUUAUAUCUAUAAUAAAUUUAUGCGAUAGGAAUGCAAUAUUGUGUAACUUAUACUUAACUUCAUUUGGGUAUCCCAACUACAUAUCGCAAUGUGCUACGUUUUGUUUAGAUAUUUAUAACCGAACACAACAAAACUGGUCACA
Messenger RNA from Styela clava, 1321 nucleotides. NCBI's taxonomy places the organism in Eukaryota, Metazoa, Chordata, Ascidiacea, Stolidobranchia, Styelidae. The record is from RefSeq and is a predicted model, not a curated record.